GCGAACAAGGAAAGAAAAUUAGAAGAGGGAAAGGAAGGCAAAGAAGAGAAACCUGACACUGGAAGCAAGAAGGGCAAAGCUCCAAAUAGCGAUGUAAAGUUCCAAAGAAAAAACAGUGAAAAUUCAUGGAAAACGAAAAAAGGAAAGAGGCCCUUUUCAGCGGAACUACCAGCUCCGCGAAAUCUGGGUAAAACUGAUCGUCAAAAACAAAGAAAAUUUCCACCCAUUUCUUCAAACGUGAAUAAAUCCUAUAAUGAGCCUGCGGUAGCGAAAGCCAAUUUACCAGCGGCUUUUAAGGAUAACAAAAAGAAGAAACCUCUGAAAGGAGGGGGGAAUAUUGGUAAAACUUUUCACGAAAGAGCUGAUUCAUUUACUCACACCAACGCCAAGAACGAAGUGACGAAUAGAAAGAGGAAAGGAGCUAGGCGGAAAGAGCAGGAGAAAAAAGACGAAUCCAACUUCACCGACAUGGUGAACAAAUAUAAGAACAAGUUGUUUGGAAGGGAUGAAGGC
This is a messenger RNA of Porites evermanni, 513 nucleotides long. NCBI's taxonomy places the organism in Eukaryota, Metazoa, Cnidaria, Anthozoa, Scleractinia, Poritidae. The record is from the annotation of a GenBank genome assembly.